AUGCCCCACUCUAGUCUGCAUCCAUCCAUCCCACGGCCCAGGGGUCACAGGGCCCAGAAAGCAGCCUUGGUCCUGCUAGGUGCCUGCCUGGUGGCCCUUUGGGGGCUGGGGGAGCUGCCAGACUACACUCUCCAGUGGCUGGUGCUCCACCUGGCCUCCCAGCAGAUGGGAGUGCUGAUCAAGGGGGUCUGCAGUCUGGCCGAGGAGCUGUGCCACGUCCACUCCAGGUAUCAAGGCAGCUACUGGAAGGCUGUGCGGGCCUGCCUGGGCUGCCCCAUGCACCGUGGGGCCCUGCUGCUGCUGUCCUGCUAUUUCUAUUGCUCCCUCCCAAACGUGGCUGGCCUGCCCUUCACUUGGAUGCUUGCUCUCCUGGGCCUCUCACAGGCACUUAACAUCCUCCUGGGCCUCCAGGGCCUGGCCCCAGCAGAGAUCUCUGCAAUCUGUGAAAAAAGGAACUUCAAUGUGGCUCAUGGGCUGGCCUGGUCAUAUUAUAUUGGGUACCUGCGGCUGAUCCUGCCAGGGCUCCAGGCCCGGAUCCAAAUUUACAAUCAGUUCCACAACAAUGUGCUACGGGGCGCAGGAAGCCACCGGCUGCACAUCCUCUUCCCGUUGGACUGUGGGGUGCCUGACGACCUGAGCGUGGCUGACGCUAACAUUCGCUUCCUACACAAGCUGCCCCAGCAAAGUGCUGACCGUGCUGGCAUCAAGGGCCGUGUUUACACCAACAGCAUCUACGAGCUUCUGGAGAAUGGGCAGCCAGCAGGCAUCUGUAUCCUGGAAUAUGCCACCCCCUUGCAGACCCUGUUUGCCAUGUCACAGGAUGGCCGAGCUGGCUUUAGCCGGGAGGACCGGCUUGAGCAGGCCAAACUCUUCUGCCGGACACUUGAAGACAUUCUGGCAGCUGCCCCUGAGUCUCAGAACAACUGCCACCUCAUUGUCUACCAGGAACCGGCAGAGGGAAGCAGCUUCUCCUUGUCACAGGAGAUUCUCCAGCACCUUCGGCAGGAGGAAAGUGAGGUUACCAUGGGCAGCCUGGGGACCUCGGUGAUGCCCGUUUCCUCCACACUGUCCCAAGAGCCUGAGCUCCUCAUCAGUGGCAUGGAACAGCCUCUUCCGCUCCGCUCGGAUGUCUUCUGA
Molecule: messenger RNA, 1137 nt
Organism: Lipotes vexillifer (Yangtze River dolphin)
Lineage: Eukaryota; Metazoa; Chordata; Mammalia; Artiodactyla; Lipotidae
Gene: STING1
Product: stimulator of interferon response cGAMP interactor 1
Exons: 6
Coding region: 1-1137 (378 amino acids)
Biological process (GO): activation of innate immune response; positive regulation of type I interferon production; positive regulation of macroautophagy
Cellular component (GO): autophagosome; endoplasmic reticulum membrane
Molecular function (GO): 2',3'-cyclic GMP-AMP binding; cyclic-di-GMP binding
Source: RefSeq, a predicted model, not a curated record